Molecule: messenger RNA, 1931 nt
Organism: Bacillus rossius redtenbacheri
Lineage: Eukaryota; Metazoa; Arthropoda; Insecta; Phasmatodea; Bacillidae
Product: gastrula zinc finger protein XlCGF8.2DB-like
Exons: 1
Coding region: 142-1257 (371 amino acids)
Biological process (GO): regulation of DNA-templated transcription
Molecular function (GO): RNA polymerase II cis-regulatory region sequence-specific DNA binding; DNA-binding transcription factor activity, RNA polymerase II-specific
Source: RefSeq, a predicted model, not a curated record
UUUACAUGCUCUGAAUGCUUAAAUAUAUUCACUUUUAAGGAGAGCUUGAAAAGACACAUUCACUCAUAUUGUGGCAAGAAACGUUUCUCGUGUUCCAUCUGUCCAUCUUUCUUUACUGUGAAAAAUGAAUUGAAACAACAUAUGCAUGUUCAUAUUUAUGGAAAGCCUUUCUCAUGUAACGCAUGUGAGGCUCAGUUUAACUCAAAAAGAAAUUUGAAAAGUCAUAUACGCAUUCAUACCAAUAUUAUACCAUACUCAUGUACCUUGUGUGAAGCAAAGUUUAAGAGGAAAGAUGGCCUUAAAACGCACUACCAGAUUCACAGUGUUGAGAAACCGUUCUCAUGUAGCGUGUGCCAAGAAAAAUUUAAACAGAAAUGUGGUCUAAAUAUACAUUUGCGUACUCAUACCAAUGAGAAGCCAUACUCAUGUAGUGUGUGCAAAGCGAAAUUUAGACAGAAAGGUGGUCUAAAUAUACAUAUGCGUACUCAUACCAAUGAGAAGCCGUACUCAUGUAGCAUCUGCCAAGCAAAAUUUAGACAGACAGGUGGUCUAAAUGCACAUAUGUGUACUCAUGCCAAUGAGAAGCUGUACUCAUGUAGUGUGUGCAAAGCAAAGUUUAAAAUUAAAUGCAGCCUAAUAAAACAUUUCUCUGUUCACACUAAUGAGAAACCAUUUUCAUGUAAUGUGUGCUGUGCAAAGUUUAAAUCUAAAUGUUCUUUGAGGACACACUGCCACAUUCACACCGGAAAUAAACCAUUCUCGUGUAACAUAUGUGACGCUAAGUUCAGACAGAAAUGUCAUCUAAUAUUUCAUACCCGAAUUCACAUGGGCGAGAGACCGUUCACAUGUUCUGUGUGCGAGGCUAAGUUUAUGAGGAAAGAUCACCUCAAACUGCACUCCCGCAUUCACACAGGUGAGAAACCAUUCUCAUGUAGCAUGUGCAAAGCUAAGUUUAGUCAGAAAAAUGCCUUGAAAAGUCACUUGUGCAUUCACUCAGAUGAGAAACCUUUCUCAUGCAGUGAGUGCAGUGGUAAGUUCAAAACUAAACGGCAAUUGAAGGUUCACUCAAAUAUUCACUCAGGUGAGAAACCUUUCUCAUGUAGCUUGUGCAGCUCUAAGUUUAGUUACAAAACCAGCCUGAAGAUACACUUCCGCACUCACACGGGUGAGAAACCAUUUUCUUGUAGCUAUUGUGAAGCAAAAUUCAGUCAGAGAAGUAACAUGAAAGCACAUGCUCGCGUUCACGCACGCCGUUAACCAUUCUCAUGUGGCAUUUGUAAAGCUAAAUCCAAAUGGAAAGUGAUAUAAUAAUAAGUAAUAAUAAGAUUAAAUCCUCAAACUUUCACUUUCAUGUCUUUGAAAAAACCGUACACAUGUAGCAUUGCGAUGUUUGAGGUAAAUUACAAAAGUACAUACCCAUGUUCAUACUUACCGAGUGCCAUUCCCGUGUUCGUUUAGUGUUGGUUGCAACAGUUAGCCCAUGGAAGACAACAUGUAAGUAUUUGUAAACAUUAGUCAGGGAUGGAAGACUCGGUAAUAGGAGAACCACUUUCGCGAGGAAGCAUCGGGUCAAGCAUGGUUCUCUUACUUGGCAGUUGUGACGCGCAUCUCGGGUUUGACGUGCUGAGUUAUGAGGCGGCUCAAAAUAUUAUAAUAUGCAAAGCUUGGUGGUGAAUCUACACAGAGGUCAUGUAAUUUUGGUAGUUAUUGUAACAGGGGAAAGAGAACCACGCUCGACUGCAGUGAGCCCCGCUAUUGGCUGCCGGCCCGGUGCCCCAGCGACACUUCCCCAGGCUCUGCCCCCUCCCCUGCUCGCCCGGUGCUGUCCCCAACCAAGUUACCCUUCUUUUUUUCAUGCAUAAGAAAACUUUUUGAUCAAUUCAUCAUUCAUGUAGAUCAUAAAAAGAUGUAUAAAUAUUUUAUAACAUGCC